Molecule: messenger RNA, 300 nt
Organism: Malassezia restricta
Lineage: Eukaryota; Fungi; Basidiomycota; Malasseziomycetes; Malasseziales; Malasseziaceae
Product: protein transport protein SEC61 subunit beta
Exons: 4
Coding region: 1-300 (99 amino acids)
Biological process (GO): intracellular protein transport
Cellular component (GO): Sec61 translocon complex
Source: RefSeq, a predicted model, not a curated record
AUGUCGGAGAAGAAGCAGGGAACGCAUACGCCUCUGACUCAGGCUCAACUUGCAGCGCUGGCCAGCCGCAACUCGAGCGCUAUGCGCCGGAAAGCCGCUGUGCAGGCCGCCAACAAGCCCCACAGCACCCGCGAGGCCGGCGCAGGUGGUAGCACGAACACUAUGAUGCGCAUCAACACAGAGGACAGCAAGGGUCUGAGCGUCGACCCCGUCAUUGUGCUUGUGCUGUCCGUGGCAUUCGUGCUAAGUGUUGUCUUGCUGCAUAUUCUCGGAAAGGUGGCACGCUACUUUAUUAAGUAA